AUGUCUGUUUGCAGAAGAGUACGUUCUAUUGAAUUCUAUUUUAUUGCGGAGAAAUAUACUGAUCUGCAACGUUUAAACUGCUUAUUAGAAUUCGGUUUACCACAGUACAGUAUACGAGAUGAUGGUACAUGUGUUAGGCAGGCAAGAGCUAUGUAUUACUUUUUCGAAGAUGUGUUAAAAUGGCCAGAUGGGUAUGAAAUACUCUUUAGUGGUAGCGGUUCAAUUAACUUGGAAAAACCAUGAAAUUUAAUAAAAAAUAGAAGCGGUAACAUAAAUAAGAUUGUUGAAGUUUUUUGUAAAUCAACUCGUUUACUCUGUUUCAUAAUAUGCAUGGCUGUCCUCCGCUUGCAAAAGCCUUUUCUUUUAUUCGUUUUUUUCUAGCAGGAAAUUGAAUUAUUGGCUUAUCGCACGUUACUUUUCUCAAUCUACCUCCCUAUAAGAUAAUACGUCCGGACGUAUGGGGAAAUUUCUGCACCGGUAUGCCGACGGGUAGUACGUCUUGAUUAGUGUCAAGACUAUACGUCCGGACGUAUGGGGAAAUUUCUGCACCGGUAUGCCGACGGGUAGUACGUCUUGACUAGUGUCAAGACUAUACGUCCGGACGUAUGGGGAAAUUUCUGCACCGGUAUGCCGACGGGUAGCCCGUCAUGCUCGACUUUUGGACACCCCGUCCUGUCUACUCCUCUGGUUCAGCAUCCGGUCGUACAUCAAGACUUGUAGUCCUGACACUUUUAAAAAAAAGAUUCCAAAUGCGGACUAGUCUGGACGGGUUACUCGGACACUUCGGACUAGUCCGGACGCCGGUCAACCAGGUUUUAUUGCUCACUUGGGUAUUUAAGAUGUAAACUACUUCAAUACAAUAAACAUUCUAAUGCUUUUGCUCUAAUAUCGACAAUUCCUAAACACUGUACGUGAACUGAAUUUCGACAUUGAGCUAAUAAAUUUUGUUUUUACAAUCGCUUUUUCGUUAUAGAAAAGCUCAGGCCUGAGGAACUUGAACUAGCCCUUACUGAACGGGGGAGUGACUACAGACGAAAACAAAGAAGAGCAUUCAUGAAAUUUAUUAGAUAUGCUCACAAUUAUUUGAUGGAGUUUAUCAUAAAUCAGUUAUGGCUACAUUCAACCUUCCUAUUUACAUUACAUAAAACAAUCACUCUAGUAAGGCUUCGUACGCAUAUAAAUGUGUGUAAAGUACAAGUAACUGUUGCCUGUACUGGGGAGAUGUAUUGCCGGAACAGACAAUGGCGAUCUUGCCUGAACUAGCAAUACUGGCAAAUCGGGAAAGAUAAAAUGGACGAUAUUGAGUAGAAUUUGUUUUUCAUUUCUCCCAUGAGAAAGGACGAAGGUUGAGCACAUAAUUUUGAUACACAAUGAAUAUACAAUGUGCAAGAAGAAGAAUAAAGACUUCCCGCCCGUUUGAGGAUCUAUGCUUCGGAGAUGGUAUCUUGUCUGAUCGUGCAGGUGACAACGGACUGACAGUAAGGAUGGGGGAGACAAAAUUUCGUGCUGAAUUCAUUCAGCACCGUUUUGACUCAUAAAGGCAUAAUCCAUUUGUACAUUCUAAUGUUUCUUACUUGCUACCUGAGUAACUGCAAUACAAAUGAAAUAAAAAGCAUCUUUUAUACCCCUAAAAGGGACCAGUUAAAACUUAAAAAUGACUAAAAUUACUCCAUAAAGGUCCGAGGGAAAAUGAAGUAGUCUACGAUAAUUGGCGCAUAAAACUCUAAAAAGUGAGACAUAUGCGACUGCACCCUAGACAAAAUCCUACACCGGUUUAUUUCCUACUAGGAUCCUAACAUUUAAGAUCCUAUUAUGAUCUGUUUAGAAUUUAGAAUCAUCGCAUUUUCUUGUUCGGAUCCUAUCCUAGGAAAUCCUAUGACUUUCGGGUAAUUGUGGUUCCAUUAGGAUUAUGUAGGAUUUUGUUAAGAUCACAAAAGACCCAAGCGAAAUCCUAGUAGGAUCCUGUCAGGAAAUUCAGAGGUCUCUUACUAAGGCAAAAGCUGUGUCAUGCUUCGAAGUCUUCCCUCCUCAGUUGUUUGUAAACCAUUGAGGGAACAGUCGGCCAUAUCAACGUAUGAUUAUGAAAUUAAUUUCUAAGCUUUAUGCAUGGUGCUUUAUGUAAACGCUAUAUGUGGCAUGACCACUUCAAUAUUUGAAUGAUGAGAUUUUACAUGGAAACUGCAAUUUGGGGUCCGAAAAUACACAACCAGUUAAAUGUCGGGUUUAUAAGCAAUUCAAAUUAAAAGUUUAAAAUCAAUGAGCAGUCUACAUUUUCUUCUGAUACGUUUGUCACUCUUCAUGUUUUUGCUUUUCACAUGCGGACCCC
Molecule: messenger RNA, 2326 nt
Organism: Didymodactylos carnosus
Lineage: Eukaryota; Metazoa; Rotifera; Eurotatoria; Philodinida; Philodinidae
Source: the annotation of a GenBank genome assembly